Molecule: messenger RNA, 2541 nt
Organism: Fomitiporia mediterranea MF3/22
Lineage: Eukaryota; Fungi; Basidiomycota; Agaricomycetes; Hymenochaetales; Hymenochaetaceae
Exons: 5
Coding region: 1-2541 (846 amino acids)
Source: RefSeq, a predicted model, not a curated record
AUGGAAACUUUCGACGCAAGACUGCGCUCUUUUGUGAAAGGCAAGUCAAAGUCUUCUGGAAAAUGGACACAUCCAGACUCCUUCAUUGCGACUCCCACGUCCCUCGCCGAGGCUGGCUUUUACUUCAAACCAAGCAAGCAAGACCCGGAUAACGUGCAGUGCUUUAUUUGUAAGAAGGAGCUGAGCGGCUGGGAGGAGGAUGAUAAUCCUUUCGAGAUCCACGUGAAAAAAUGUCCAAAGUGUCCGUGGGCAAUUGCACGCUGCUCGCUGGAAUUCGACGUGGAUUCAGAUGGAAAGUUUCUGAUCACUGACUCUUCCCGCCUUCCGACGAACAAGGUGUUGGAGAAGGCUAGAGCGGACACAUUCAAGGGAGGAAAGAAGUGGUGGCCCCACGAUUCAGUGAAGAAUCAUGGUGCCGCCUCAAAGAAGAUGGCCAAGGCAGGCUUUGUGUAUACCCCUCAGAAAGAAGGAGAUGAUACUGCAACCUGCUUUUAUUGCGAUCUCUCGUUGUCUGGUUGGGAUGAAUCAGAUGAUCCAACGGAAGAGCAUGUCAAACGUGUAGAGAAAUCGGGCAAGCCAUGUCCGUUCUUCAAUGCAACAGAACGACCAAAAUCUCAGGCGAGUACGAGAUCAACGAAAAAUACUUCAAGACAAUCUCGUGCGCCAAAGCAAAUCGACGCUGAGUCGGAUACCAUUGAUGAUGACGACGACGAACCUCCUACUGUGAAAGCACCCGUGAGGAGAGGAAAACAAAAGUCUAGUGCAGCUGCCCCUUCAUCUACCGCUACUGCUCGUCCAGACAAAUCAUCGAAAUUGAGUGAAGCAGAAAAUACCGACGAACUCGAGGAGGACGAUGAUCCUUCACUCAAAGUCAACUCCAAUCCUGCUCCGCGAAAAUCGACCAGGAAGCCUGCAUUGAAGUCAAGGCCCACUUCUAGAUCCACAGGGAGAGGGAAACAGCGCGUGCCUUCAGCUUCGGAUGAAGAAAGCAGCGCUGAAGUUGAGACGAAACGUGCAAGAUCACGGACCAAGUCGGCAAAAUCAACUUCCACCAAGGAAGGGCGGGAAGUGGGCAGAGAAGAGCAUGACAAGCCGCCUUCUAACGUUGAUGGGAAAAUCACCAAGCAAUACGAAGACUUCGUUGUCGACAUCAAUGAGUUGGAAGAAAAGAACAAAGGCGAGAAGAAGCGACGAGGUCGACCACCUUCCAAGUCGAAGUCCCGGUCAACUAGCGCGAGAGCAUCUUCCGUGGCCAAUCCAAAUGAAAAACCUCUCGCUCGGGCUAGGUCUCGCUCACGCAUUUCUGUAACUACCGAAAUGGCCGACGAGAGGGAGACGGAACAGAUGCUUGCUGAACCACCUUCGGAGACUGAGGCAGAGCAAGAGCCGGAGCCGGAGUCGAAACGUACAAUGGAGAAGAAGCCAUCUUCAAAGGCGCGACGGCAAACUCGGGCGAAGAAAGCGCCCGCAGAGUCGGAAUUAGAUGAGCUUGAACAGGAGACAAGCGCAACGACAUCCAAGCCUGCAAGCGUCAGGAGUGAGAAAUCAAGGUCUGGUAAAUCAAGCGAGUCCAGUAGGACAUCAGUGAAACCAUCCUCGGCUAAGUCAAGGACGAAAGCAUCGGACCCGAGCUCACUGAAGGAGGGUGAAUUAACUGGACCCACUGGCGAUAGCGAAGAACAAGAUGAGCAUACGAUAAUACUACAUGAUGCAGACGGAAGAGCGGCCGCCGAUGACAAUCGACAAAUGGAUAUAGAUCUCGACAUUGCUGCGGAAAAGCCAUCAACUAGCACUCCUGUUCAGCACUCCUUCCCCAAUCCUGAAUCGCCAUCAGAUUUCAAGCUUGCUCCGUCGAAGACUGCGAAAUCGGGCAAAGCCAAUUCAAAACCGAAUCCGGAUACUGCAAAUCGCUCUGAAGACGUUAACGGCCCUCUUAAUCAUCAGCGCUCACGGACGCCCAGCCCAGUGCCUACACAUGCUCAUCAAAAAGAAAGCAAAAAGCAAAAGCCUGUCUCUACAAAAUCAAAGUCUGGGGUGAAGGCUAGUUCGAGCAGUAGAGAGAGGACCAACUCGGAAUAUGUUGAAAGGGACGUGAAUGACAUGGAUGUGGACGAUGAAGGUAUUAAACCAGUAGAUUUCACAUCGAAGAAGACAUCGUCGUCACGGCGGUCGACCGACGCAUCUACGACGCGGCGUCCUCCCGCACCUGAGGUCACCGACGCACCGCCAUCCCGACCCACGACCCCCGAAGCCCAAAUCAUGCGUUCCAUACCGCCUAAGCAGGCCGACAAUGCAAUCGAUUUCCAGACUUCAUUACGAGUCCCUCCUUCUCCGGCAGAUAUGUUCCUUCCACCUCUGGCAGACAAGCCAAUUCAGACCUUAACAGCAUUGACUGAGGAAGAAAGGGCCAUGACUGUCGAACAGUGGAUUCGGCACGAGAUGGCAGUGCAAUAUCAGAGACUAAAGGAGGACGGGGAAAGGAGAAUACAGGCUUUCCUUGAGAAGGCGGAGGAAACGAAGAGACAGAUUGAGGCGCUUUGA